CGCCCCCGCGAGCUUCGCACGAGGAUAGUGUUCUACCGCAAGAAAAGCGGAUCAGUUUUCGGACGACGUGCCCUUAGAAUGUAUUACUAGUGCGGAAAUUGACUCGUCUAUAUUAAAAUUUUUAUUGUUGAUUACUUAGUUGAUUCUUAAAAAUUUUUAAACAGUGUUAAUUGUUUACUUUAUAUCAUCAUUAUAAAAGGCAAAAGAAAUAAACAUAAUUUAAUAAAUAAAAUUAUUUCUUGAGGUAGGCAAUGAUUAUUAUCAAUUUUAAGUGAAAAACUGAUGGACAAAAUUAAAAAUUAUAUCUUAAAUAAUGAGAACAAGAACGUUAAAAAGUCAAGUAUCGUACUGAAGUAGCUAGAGCCUCAAGAUCGUGAAGAGAAGCCUGUAAUGACAGUGUAAUUCACAAUGUGAAGAGUCUAAUGCAUAAAGUAGUUAUGAAAAAGACAAAAGAACCAGGUUGCUCAUCAAGGAGCAUCUUAUUAUCUGAUGCCUCUAAUGAUGAUAUUAAAACAACCAAAACAGAUUCUUAACACAUUGUCACGCUAAUUUGAGUCUUCGAAAUGGGAAACGGCAUGAAUAAGGUAUUACCAGGUCUAUAUGUAGGCAAUUAUCGAGACAGUAAAGAUGAGGCACAGUUGAAACGAUUUGAAAUCACGCACAUCUUAGCAAUCCACGAUGCAGCUCGACGACUUCAUUCUGAUAAACAUUAUCUCUGUAUUUUGGCGGCGGAUACACCUGAUCAAAAUCUCACGCAAUAUUUUUCUCUUUGCAACGACUUUAUUCACGCAGCUCGUCUUCGGGGUGGUAAUGUCCUUAUACAUUGCCUCGCGGGAAUGUCGAGAAGUGUUACAGUUGCGGUUGCUUACAUCAUGAGUACUACAAAUCUUUCGUGGAAAGAAGCACUCAAAGUAGUGAGAGUAGGUCGAGCUGUCGCAAAUCCUAAUGUUGGAUUUCAGCAACAACUACAAGACUUUGAAUCUACUCGUUUAGCCGAAGAGCGAAAAAGAUUGAGAGAACGAUUUCCAAGUCUCGCAUUAACAGCAUCCGAUGCUGAACUUUGUAGAGCAACUCUUCAAAACUAUGAAACUCUAGCAUUGGCAAGAGAAGUUUGUGAAGGAAAAUGUGCAAUGGGUAGACAGUGCCCUAGUGGAAUGUGUCGACAACCUUCUAAAAGAACAUUAAGGCGAAAAUCAUCAACCAGCAGUACUAGUAGUUCUGGUUCUGGAAGAACACCACCACAAACCCCUCGACUUCUACCAUCUGCACCACCUUCACCAGCGAUGGCACGAUCAGCAAGUAUUAUUUCAGCAAAUAUUAGACCUAGAAGUGGUCCUGCCGGCUUACAUUCGUAUACAGGUUCCGCCCCUUCAUCACGGUCUGUAUCGAGAGUUGAUUUAUCAGCAGCUGUUGCUUGCAGUAGUGGCAGUACUUUAAGUUUAACGACAGUAGGAAGAAACACACCAAUGGCUCCAACUAGAAGUGCUAAUUGGAGAGUAGUUGGAUCUGCACCAGCAACCCCUAGAACAACUCCUCCAAUUUCUCCACAACAUUGGCCUCGACGACAAACUCCUCAAUUGCCAGCUCCACCGGAAUCUUCAUCAUCAGUGACGUAACGACAUGACAGCUUCGGAGAAAUAUUAAUUACAUAAUAAUAGACAUAUUGACUGGAAUUAUUUUGGAAUAAACUCCAUGUCUUUCAACUUUAGAUAGUUAAAAAAUAUUUUAACAUCAAACACUAAAUUAUCUUUGAUAUUAAUUGGAUUUCAUUGGUGCAACUAUUUUUAUCAUAAUUAGGAUUGACUUUUAUGAAGGCCUGAAAGUUUAAAUGACAAUCUUUGUUCAGUUAAAAAAAGGUACUUGUGUUCAUCGACUUCACUACUUUCAGCUAUUGCUGGUGCUAAGAACUAAAUUAUUUAUCUUGAUUUUCAUUUACUCCCGUGUAAAGAAAAUUUGUUCCAAAAACGUUCCUUACAGUGAACUUCCAAAAUUGAGACAAUUCUGAACUAUGAGUUGAACAUUUUUUAAACUUUAAAAUAAUUACAAGUGAGAAAAAUUUCCUACUAGUGUGGACUUUUCUUGCGGACUUCUAUUUUUUUUUUAAUUAUUUAAGCAAACACUCAUUUUUAACUUCCCGCUAAGAAAAUUCGGGAAGUUAUUGGUUUCGGUCCGAUUUUCGAAAACCGAAUUUCUAUCAGAUCUUGACGUUUUGAGGUACGAGGAAGCUAUUCUGACUAAUUUCAAGAUGAUGUCCGAGUGUAUGUAUGUAUGUAUGUAUGUACGUACGCAUGUAAAUAUCUGUACCUUUCGAACAGAUAAUCCAAUUUUGAUCGACAAGGUGGCAUUCGACGCGGCUUCUUAAAUGCUAUAAGCUGUGAAAAUUUGAGCUUAAUCGGUAAGGCGCGUUUGGAGAUAUUUCAAAAAUUAUUUUUUUGGGUAACUUGUAAUGUGCUCGAUGGAUUGAUUCCAAAAUCUAAUCAGCUCUAAAACUUUAUAACCCGCGUCGAAUGCCACCGCAACCACCAAAAUCGGUUUAUUCGUUCAAGAAAAACCGUUAACGAAAAAAUUAAAAAAAAAUUUUUUUUUCGUUUUUUUUUAAUUUCUCAAAAACGACUCGAUAAAUUAAUUUCAAAAUUUAAUCAGAUUUAGAACUCAAUAAAAUGCGUCGAUUGCCACCUUAACCGUCUCAAUCGGUCAAUUCGUUUGAGAGAUAUCGUUGGAGAAAAAAUGGUAAAAAACGGUUUUUUUCGAAAACAACGGCAUACAAAAAAUAUUUUUGAGCUCGAAGAGCUCAAAAACGUAUUCACAGCAAUGUUUUCGAGCUUAAGGAGCUCGAAAAUAGCGGGAAGUUUUAGGGCUGGCCCGCAGGGUCAACCGAUAGACCGAUUUUUUGGACUAUUUUUGAACGAGUACGAAAAGUGAAAAAAACUGACAUUCCCAAAAAGUUCUAAUAAAAGUUCGUAAAUAUUUUCAAAUCAUUUUUAUUUUUUUUUUCCUCAUAUAGCUGAAUAGUUCUAGUAUGAAUCGUAAAUGUUCAUAAUUCCUAGUUAAUUUAUUAUUUAUUUUUUUUUUAAUGUUCUUUAAACCCAAAAAAUUGUCAAAUGAAAUUAUUUGUGCUCAAAAUAAAAAAAAAAUAAAACGCGCAGGAAAACUGCACUAGUUGAAAAUUUUUCACUUUCUCAUAUUUUCACAGUUCCACAAAUGUUUAACUUAAAGUUCAGAAUUGUCUCAAUUCUGUAAGUUGAACAAUUCAUUGUCUUGAACGUUUUUGGAACAUUUUUGGAACAAAUUUUUUUUACACGGGCUACUUUAACAAAUGUUUUAAAUAGUGAAUAGAUAAUUGAGAAGUGAGAUUAAAUACGUAAGCACCGUCCGAAGUGGGUGCAGAACAAUAUUGAAUUAUUAUUAAAAUAAUAACAAUAAUAAUAAUUAGUUUGUUACCUAAACUAGAUAGAUAUUUAAUAAUUAAAAUUUUACAUAAUCUUGUUAUAUUGUUGGAUCAAAAUCAACGCGAAUGGAUAAUAUACAGAAAGUUAACAAUAAAAUUUUCUUUAAAAGUAAUUGUAUGCAAGAACAAAGACAACUGUUUUACAAUAUGACCGUCCAAAAGAUUGUUGGUUUUAUCGAUUCGCUAAAACAAGUAAUGCAGUUAUCAUAUAUACAUUUGAAGUAUAAAUUUUGUUGAAAAAAGUUUCGUUAAAAUCUUAUAACAAAUAAUUGAAACAUACUGUGAGUGCAAAUUGUAAAUAUUGAAAAAAGAAAACGAAAUAAUAUUUAAUGAAGUACAAUUGCAAUUUAAAUUGAAGAAAUAAAUAUAUUUCUAAUGGAUAUUACACAAAUAUAAAAUUUAAACAAUAACUUUUGGAAGUAUCUACAUCACUUCUAUAGAUUUCGAGCUUUUAUAUGUUAUUGAUCUAUUUAUUUUAUAAGAUAUUAAAGAUAUUUAUUUUACAAACAAUUAGUCAUUCUUUGAGAUUAUUCAGUUAAAAAUAAAAAAUUUGGUUAUCACGUUGUGAAUCACAAUGUAAUUAAUAAUUUAAGAUACCAAUCUCGACCAGGAAAUUCUCUAUUGACAAUUACGACAGUAUUUAAAAGAAAAAAAAAGAAAAAAUAAUAACUUACUGCUCACAGUAAUCGAAUUAAUAUAAAAAUAAACGAACAGCCGCUUUGCUGCCGCUUAAUCGAUUGCUGUUAUUCGACGAAAAAUAUAUAGUUAAAUUAAAAUUGACAUAAAUUCAAUGAUGUUUAGUAUAAGUAGAGAAACGUAGAUUUUUAUAAAUGCAUUCGCCGAACGGAUUACAAAUUAUAGAACCACAAAAUCAAUUUAGACUUAAUACGUCACUAAAAAAUACAACGGAGAAUAUAAUUAAAAAAAAAAAAAUAAUGAAAUAGAAUAAAUAAUUAAUGAAAAAUUAGAAUGAACUAAAUUAAAAUUUCACUGUAGAUCGAGUGAAUUUGUGUGGUAAACAAUAGUAAUGCAUUUCAUUUUAGGAAUGAAUUAUCAAUAAUAGAAACACGUGUGUUUUAAUAAAAUUUUCAAUUAAUAGUAGGGGAGAGGUGCUGCAAUUUUAACAAAAAAUUUUUUUUUUGUGAUUUAUAAUUUUGAAUUCUAAAACUGUCAAAAAGUUGCCCCCUGUUCAAAUUGCAGCAUCUCUCCUCUAUAUUGUGUGACAGGGGAUAGGAUAAAGAAGACGAUUUCAGACGAGGUUGAAGUGGAAUUCUCGAGCUGAAGGCGAGGGCUGACAUCACCAGAUACAUUUCAUUUUACCUGCAUUGAUACUGGGAGUUUUAACAUCUGGAGUCUAUCGAAACAUGCUAAUUUCUGACCCUAGUGCAGCAAAAAAAUAAUGCUGUAUUUUAAUUAUACAAAUUUAAUUAAUUGAGCAAGAAGAACAUUGACUUUUUUAUUUAUUUAAUAAUUUUUUUUUAUGGGAACUUAUAUUAUUAUUUCAAUUUCCCAAACACAACCGUCAGUUUUGUUGGCUAUUAGAAUGACAGAAAUAUUUAGAGGCUUACAAUAAAUAAAUGCGACUUGGCCAGGAGCGAAAUCACAAGCUAAUUAUCGGGCAAAAAUCAGUUUGUUUCGACUGGCAAAAGAAAAAUUUAAAACUCACAGUUUCAAUAUCCUUGGCGGAUCCAAAUUACAGUCAAUCACGGUAUUCGGAAAAAUUGCGGUAUUUUAACGGUAAAAAUACCACAAUUUACGGUAAACGUGUGGUAUUUUAUGGCAAAAGUACGACAUUUUUACUAUAAAUUUGCUGUAAGAGAACGGUAAUUUACCGUAAAAUUGGGGCAAGCCUGCGAUAUUCUACCGUAAAGUAAAGUAUUCCACUGUAAAAACUCUAAAAAUAAAGGUGACACGACAUUUGACCCGAAGACAAAAUACCCAGACAAAAUACCCAACGACAAAAUAUCCGCAAACCAAAACACCCGCAAUCUGAAACUCUCGCCACACGGUGUGAUGCUUUUUGGGACCAAGACAAUUCAUCCCGAGAAUCAAUUAACAAAAAAAAAAGAACGGAGAAAAAAAUCUCUUUGUUUUUUUUUUUCCGUGAAAAAAGAGUAUCUCAAUAAGGGGGUCCAGGGGCAAAGCCCCGGUAGGGUUCAGGGACCUAGUGCAACUUUUGACAUUUUUUAUGUGUGGGUAUAUUCUUUUAAUUGCACACACACAAAAUUCAUGAAAAAAGGGCGCUAUUUUCCAUACUUUUUUGUGUGUGGGUAUAUUUUUGUAAUUGCACACACAAAAUUAGUGAAAAAAGGGCGCGAUGUUUCACACCCUUUUGUGUGUGGGUACAUUGAUUUAAUUUCACACACACGAUAUUCGUGAAAAAAAGACGCUAUUUUUCACACUUUUUUAUGUGUGGGUAUAUUUUUUUAAUUGCACACACACAAAAGUCAUAUUUAAUAAUAAUAAUUGUUAUGAAUAUCAUAUGUUAAUACAAUUGUUAUUAGUAUUUAAUUUUUUCGUGAAAAAAAAAUGUAUGAUUAAAAAAAUUAAUUAUUUGCGUUUCUCUUCAUUUUACUAUUUUGAGGAUACAAUUAUAUUAUUGGGAGUAAUUGUCGUGGGGGUCAGUUGUCACAGGGAUUUAUAUUCUAAUUUUUUAAUUAAUUUAAUAUUAUAUACAUUAUAAUUACAAUUUCUUUUUUGUCUAAAUACAAUAUUAAAGAUAUUCAACAUCUAAUAGUUGUCGCGGGUAUUUUGGUUUGCGGGUGUUUUGCCGUCGGGUAUUUUGGUUUGCGGGUAUUCCCCAUACGAAAAAAAUAUAUAUCCGGAUAUAUCCGGGCCAAUCUGCAUAUAAACGACAAAUAUAAAAAUGUAUGUCUCAUAUAUGCAGAUUGGCCCGGAUAUAUCCGGAUAUAUAUUUUUUUCGUAUGGGUUUGUCGCGGGUAUUUUGUAUUCGGGUCAAAUGUUGCGUAGCCAAAAAUAAAAAACAUACAAUUCUUACCUUAAAGAUGCCGCAAAUUACCAUAAUUUGCUGUAUUUUACUGUAAUUCACUGUAAAAUGUCGUAUAUUACAGUAAUUUGCCGUAGAAAUAUGUAUGUUACGGUAAAUUCCGGCAACAUUUGGUAAAUUACCGUAAUUUGGAUUCGCCAGGGAUUGAUGAUAUGAAUAUGAUAUUCAAUAAGAUAUUUUCGUGAUCCAUUGAUGUUUAGUAUACUUAUUUGUUUUUUUUACACACCAUUGUUUACAUAUUGCAUUGCUUUCAUUUAAAUGUUUAUCAUAAAUCGAAAUAAUUAUUUGAUUUAAAAUAAGAUGACUGUAAAUUUGAAUUCUACAUUAUGGCUGUGUAUAGUAAUUUAACAUCAUUAUAUCGUGAGUAAUUAUUACAAAGCAAUGAUUUGUUAAUUGUGAAAAAUUUGUAGAAAUCAUUAUAAAAAAAAAAAAAAAUAAAAAAAAACUCAUGAUUUAAAUUAAAAAUAUAUACUGAUAAUAUACUGUUAUCCGUGUAAUAAACGAAUAGAUGUGUGAUUAUGCAAUAUUUUUAAUAAAUUUAAAUAGAUCUGUGAUGUACAUUAGAAUCAUCGCAAAUCAUAUCCCUAUUUCAUUGUCAUUGAAAAAGCAAUCUAUUUUCCAUAACAUAUCAAAUGAUAGCAAAUAAUAAUAAUAUUUAUAUUAAUAAUAAUUAUAAAAACGGAUAUUGUAGCUUUGCAAAUAAUCAUAUUGAAUAUGAAUGUAAAUAAGGUGAAUGUUAAAUUACGUAAACUAAUUUAAUACAACAAUACGAAAUAAUUAUAACUCUGAAUUUGUCAAUAUAAAAUUAGGUGACGUAUCUUUUGAUUCGUUUUUUAUUUUAUGAAGCAGUUAUUUUAUGAAAUUAUGAACUGCGUUAUUUUAAAGGUUUUAUUUAUAUACUCCAUUAUUAAUUAUUUUUAACAUUUAUUAAUUUUAUGAAUUAAUAAAAUGAAUAUAUGAGUAAAUUACAAGAAGUGAUUUGUUAUAAAUAUAUAAAAUAAAUAUUUUCGACGGUUUUGUGAUUAAAGAAAUACAAGGAAUGAUACAAUAUUUAUUCAUAAAACGUGUACAUUUAAUUAUAAACAUAUUGAACAUAUUUUU
Microplitis mediator is the source of this 7556-nucleotide messenger RNA. Its product is annotated as dual specificity protein phosphatase 15. Gene Ontology annotation, biological process: protein dephosphorylation. The transcript is spliced from 8 exons. Lineage: Eukaryota; Metazoa; Arthropoda; Insecta; Hymenoptera; Braconidae. Gene Ontology annotation, cellular component: cytosol. The record is from RefSeq and is a predicted model, not a curated record. The coding region runs from base 564 to 1616 and encodes 350 amino acids. Gene Ontology annotation, molecular function: protein tyrosine/serine/threonine phosphatase activity.